Cynoglossus semilaevis (tongue sole) is the source of this 2355-nucleotide messenger RNA. RefSeq lists its product as uncharacterized. Lineage: Eukaryota; Metazoa; Chordata; Actinopteri; Pleuronectiformes; Cynoglossidae. The record is from RefSeq and is a predicted model, not a curated record. The transcript has 15 exons. The coding region runs from base 147 to 2306 and encodes 719 amino acids.
ACCUUCACCUUAAACUCACAUAACAGACUGAUUCAGUUACUGUAAAUGCCUCAUGUGUAGCUGAUGGUAGACACUGGACAAAUGUAUUGGGAUAAAGUUUCACAUGCGCUAAGGUUCUGAUGUUCCUGUGUAGAUAAGGAGAUAAGAUGCUGCACAGGUUUAAAGUGUGCCUGAUCCUGGUCCUGGCUCUGGUUUUGUUUCUGUUAAACCAGGCCUGUGAAGGUUCUUCUCUUGGGAUGACUGUCCAUGUUGUGCCACUCGACAGCAGUGGUGGAAACACAGUACGGGCUCAUUUUACUGCUAUCACGUCCAGUCCAUGUCCAGAUCUGUCUGGACUGUGCAGUGAGCAGGAGGACUGUCUCCUCCACAGUACACCCUUACCCUUCAUCGGCUCCAAACCCUCACCCUGGUGUGUCCGUCAGUGGCAGGAAACUGUCCCCAGUGACUACACAGGCUCCAUCAGUUUGGGGGUGAACACAGACAUUUAUGUGUCACUGAAAGCAGAACCAACAGUUAGAGGAAACAAUGGGAGACUCAACCAGCCUGUGUAUGUUGCCCUUCCUCCUCCGCUCAGGGCCCGUGUGAACUGCCCACACCACAUUCACCUGUCAGUCAAGGACCUGGAUGGGGACAGGGUACGAUGCCGCUUUGCACAGGCACAACACAAAGAGUGUGUUGACUGCACCCAGCUUUCCUUCAUUCAGCUGGAUGAGGAAAAGUGUAUGUUGACAUUCACUGGAGAAGCCUCAGCAGGACAGUACUCCAUCUACCUGAUGGCUGAGGACUGGAUUCCUGGGCCUCGUAUCAGCUACAUGCUUGACACUUCACCACUCAGCUCUGUCCCUGUGCACCUCUCCCUCACGGUGGAAGAGUCAGAUUCAAGCUGCAGUGAUGAACCUGUGGCAUCAGUUGGGACACCAGAGGAGGACACUACACUGUUUGUCCUGCCAUUCCAGGAGGUGGCCUUUAAAGUCUACUUUAUGUCCGAGCAGGAGAGUGUUUUGGAGAUCCCAGUGGUUGGUCCUCCAGGGCUUUACAGAGACGGCUUCAUAUCCAUGGGCUACUUGUCUACAAUGUCCAUGGCCUGGGUUCGAUCAGAUAACAAACUGACCCGUCUUUUGCCCAUCUGUUUUGCUGCGAACACCAAAAGUUUGCAGUCUGAGCCACGAUGUGUGUGGCUGUACCAAAGGGAAAUAAGUGCAGUACCUGCUGGAACAGAACUGGAGUGUGGGGCCACAGAGAUGACCCUCGUUCUUCCUGUUUCCUCCCUGAAAAACGUCGACCUGGAUGAACUUCAGCUCAACAGCCCCACCUGUCCUGUCACCUACAACAGCACACACUUAACUGCCCACAUCCCCCUGGACGGCUGUGGCACCAAGGCUGUGCAUGCAGGCUCAGAACUGAUUUACACCAACGUCUUGCAGAGUGUGCGUCCCUACACCAUGGUCAGUCGUCAGCCUUUGUUCUUUCUCCCUGUAGCAUGUCGAAUACCCAGCACCCAGCUGCAAGGACUUAACUACAAUGUCCAAAUGCCCAAAGAGAACCAGAUCUUUGGUGAGGUUGGCUUCAAACUAAAGUUUUACUUGCCAGGAAAAGGCCCCAUGGCAAAAUACACAGAGAGCGCCCAACUGCGUUCCAUGGACAAAUCUUUCCGAAGAAUGAGACGAGAUUUGGAAUCAGUGUUAUCAUUAAACGACACCUUUCCAGGUGCCACUCACAGUGAUGCCAUUGGAUCAAGGAUCAACCAGCUUGACCUUCAUGUCUUCUCCAACUGCACCAUCAGUCGAGCUGAGCUGAUAGUUAGUCAGUGUCUCAAUUCUGAGACAGAGGACUUUGCAGAAUCCACACCCAUCCUUCAACAAGGGUGUGCAUCCUCAAACAGCACAUUAGAGGUUAUUACACCAGACAAAAACACCAAGAUUUAUCGCCUUGAUCUGAGUACUAUGAAGACCAACAUCUCAGAGAUGUACGUCCAGUGCACAGUUAAUUUGUGCAUCGCCAGUUUGCCUUCCCAUAGUUGCCCUGAUCUGUGCUCCAGCAACAUUGACAGCAGAACAAGUAUAGUAAACAGUGUGUUCACCAAAUCCUACAAGGUCACAUCAGAACCUGUCAGUCUUGUGUACACCACACCGGCACCAUCAACUGCAACUUCUAUUACUCAAAGAAAUGGUCCCAUAAAGGAGCAGGAUGUACCAACGACAACAGUUGUCACAGCUUCUACCAUAAAAGUUUCUGGGGUUCCAAAACUGGCCUCAUCUACGACAAUGGCAGUGAUUUUAACAACUAUCAGCAUCUUUCUUCAUUAAAGUUUUCUGUAAUGAACAGUUACACAAUAAACCUGUUAAAUAAAAAGGU